GGAAAAUAUCGGUCGGUCGAGCACGCCGACCUGCGGAGGUGUGAGUAUCCGUCGCUGGUUACUUGCAUUGGCACCGUCGACACAUGCCCCGAGCAAACCUUGCCGCCCAGUUUGACUCGACGGCCAAGCUAGAAUCGGAGAGCACCGCCCCACCACUUCUGUCCUCGCCGACUCUUAGCGCCAUUACUGUUCGUCGGUUCUCCGGACUGUCGGGGUUGUCUGAGCUGGAAUGGUAUGGCGCGUUGCGUGGUCCCAUCAUCUUCCUCGUUUACCUCUUCCAUGGCCUCUCCAGCCUCAACUUUACCGUGCUGGGCCUCCUUCACAUGACAGCCACUCCAUUCGAAACGCGAAGUUUGCACUUGUAUCACCCAAAAUCGUGCGGAGUCGUCUACAGCUUCGUCGCAGCGCUCCACGUGUUCCCGUUUGUCCGUCACGUGGUGCCGUCAAGGGAAUUCCGCAUCCACUCGUUGCACCGGUUGACGUCGCUUCGCAAAUUCCCCCUCUUGUAUCGGCUACACCCCAGGUGGGUGGCCAGAUUGGAGCUGCCGCCGUACGUUGGCCCAAUUCUGGUUCGACUCAUGCGAGUUCUGUUUCAUACAUGGAUCGCGUACGACAUGGCGGCACGUUUGGUCGACGGUCGAUCGGCCCACAUCUAUGCUCUCAUCUUGAUCGGCAACGGGCUCGCCACGUCGUGGAUCGUUUUUAUCAAGCACACGGGACUCCAAAAGACCCUGUUUGCGUUCCUGCAAUCGUUCCUGGCCUUCCUCUUGUCGUCCGGGUUCCCCCUCUUUGCUUUUGUCGUCCCGAUCGUUCGGUACCGCGUCGAAGGCACCGGCGUCGAGCCGCACGACUUUGGUUGGCUAGCUACAACGCUCGCGUCCACGCGGGUUCUCGUAAUCACGUACCCCCACCAGCUCGUGCUGAAUGUGUCCCUGAGCGUGUUAAACUACAUGGCCCUUCAACACGUCGCCAGUCGACUCGGACCAAAAUCUCGGCGAUCAGGUGUAUCUAGCCACGGCCGGUCGUCGAGUCGGCAAGUCCACCACAGCAACAGCGGCCUUGGGUCCUCGAGGGUUUCAAUUGCCGCGAAAAUGACGAGCUUUCGGUUGUCGGGAAACAUGCAGUCCAUUGUGCACGGCCUCCAUCAAAUUCGAGUCGACCAUGAGAAUCGACGACUCCUUCGCCUCGUAUUUGUCGUCGACUUGGCGUGGAGCAUGCUGGUGCUGGUCCUGACCAUGCUGAGCGAGUACACCCAACGUCAAUGCCCACCUCACUGCGUUUUGCAAUCCAAGCCGUGGUUCACCACGGCAUGCAAUUGCAUCUACGCACGAGUGGACUGUAACGCGACACAUCAGGACCUCGACGACGUCAUCCACCCCGACUUGCUCGGUGCCAAUCUCCUCUACUUGCACACUCGACACUGUGAGUUGCCCCACGGCGUCUCCCUGACUGUCCUCGCCCCGUUUCCAUUCCUUUACGGUCUUCAGCUUGAAUUCACCGGGAUGACCGACUGGAACGUCCCCAGCAGCUCUCUCUCCCCCUCGAUCAUGAUGGUUCUAAUUCGGUACAGCCAGUUGCGAGAAGUUCCACUCGUGCUUCAAACGCCGUGGCCGACCCUGCACACGCUGAUUCUUGUUGGCGCUCCGAUCCAAAGGGUCCCCCCUCACGUGUGGCAACAUUGGGGCGCCCUCAGCUCUCUGUGGCUGAGUCACACGCGCUUAGAGCAGUUUCCGUUGGAAGUGUUGUCGAUUCGCACCCUUGAAACGCUAGCUCUGGACUCGAACCACCUUUCGAGCAUCCCGCCCGGUUUGGAAUCGCUUCCGUACUUGAGCAAGCUGUACUUGGCUUCAACAACAUCCCCGACUUUCCGACCGCAUUGAUCCUUGCCAAACCAGCGCUGAAACUGCACCUGGACAACAACCCGAUCGCCGCCAUUCCGAACGUGACAUUGUUCAAACUCGGCACGAUGAUCACAGUGUCGGGAACGCCAUUUUGCAAUGUCCUUCCAAGCCACGACGAGUGCCGCACUCCAUGCUCGUCGACUUGCAGCCGUCCACACUGGGGCGACUACUUUUGCGAUCUUUCGUGCAACACGACCGAGUGCGCAUGGGACAAUGGGGAUUGUUUGUUGUACAUGUAACACGA
Aphanomyces invadans is the source of this 2145-nucleotide messenger RNA. RefSeq lists its product as hypothetical. Gene Ontology annotation, molecular function: protein binding. The record is from RefSeq and is a predicted model, not a curated record. Lineage: Eukaryota; Oomycota; Saprolegniomycetes; Saprolegniales; Verrucalvaceae. Gene Ontology annotation, cellular component: plasma membrane. The transcript has a single exon. The coding region runs from base 84 to 1880 and encodes 598 amino acids.